Messenger RNA from Sparassis crispa, 870 nucleotides. RefSeq names its product Short chain dehydrogenase citE. Lineage: Eukaryota; Fungi; Basidiomycota; Agaricomycetes; Polyporales; Sparassidaceae. Gene Ontology annotation, cellular component: cytosol. Bases 1 to 870 code for a protein of 289 amino acids. The transcript has 3 exons. Gene Ontology annotation, molecular function: oxidoreductase activity. The record is from RefSeq and is a predicted model, not a curated record.
AUGUCUGCACACACGGGAGUCGGCUUUGUGCCAACCAAGCGCUACGACACCUACCCCGCCAUCGAUCCGAUCAAAUCCACUUUGACGGGCAAAGUCGUGCUCAUCACGGGCGCAUCGCGGGGGAUCGGUAGGCCAAUGGCCAUCGCAUUCGCGCAGGCGGCGGUUUCUGGACUCGUCCUCCUUGCGCGCUCGGACACUGCGACCACUGAGGCGGCAUGUCUGGCGGCGCAGCGACCCGGACAUUCGCUCAAGGUCUUGACGCUUGCGGUCGAUAUUACGAACUUAGAGCAGGUCUCCGACGCAGCCAGGCGAGUCGAAGAGAUGUUCGGACGCCUUGAUGUCAUAAUCAACAACGCCGGGUACGCGGAUCCUUGGAAGACGAUGGGUGAAACGGACCCCAACGAGUGGUGGAGGACAUGGGAGGUCAACAUGCGAGGGACGUUCAAUGUCACACACGCGUUCCUCCCUCUCCUCACCAAGUGCGGAGGCGACAGGACUAUCAUGAAUCUAGUCAGUGCAGCGGCACACUGGGCCAUAAAACACUGCUCGGCAUACCAGACGUCCAAGUUUGCGCUGAUGCGGUUCACGGAACUUCUCAUGGAGGACCACGGAGAUCAGGGUGUCCUUGCAUAUGCAGUCCAUCCUUGCGCAACGCCGACUGACAUGAAUGCGGAUUUGCCUGAAGAGGUGAAGAAGAGACUGAUCGACACUCCGGAACUGGCCGCGCACAGUAUAGUGUGGCUUGCAAGGGAGCGGAGGGAAUGGCUCGGCGGCCGCUACGUCAGCACGCAGUGGGACGUCGACGAGCUACUACAAAAGACGCAGGAAAUCGUGAAGGGGGACAAGCUGAAGUUUAGGAUGGUCGUGUGA